Ustilaginoidea virens is the source of this 1191-nucleotide messenger RNA. RefSeq lists its product as uncharacterized. Lineage: Eukaryota; Fungi; Ascomycota; Sordariomycetes; Hypocreales; Clavicipitaceae. Gene Ontology annotation, cellular component: nucleus; cAMP-dependent protein kinase complex. The coding region runs from base 1 to 1191 and encodes 396 amino acids. Gene Ontology annotation, biological process: peptidyl-serine phosphorylation. The record is from RefSeq and is a predicted model, not a curated record. Gene Ontology annotation, molecular function: cAMP-dependent protein kinase activity; ATP binding. The transcript is spliced from 3 exons.
AUGGCGGCAACGGUAGCCCAGUCGCAGAACCCAGCCUCUCUGUCUUCGGCUGGUCUAGGUUCGCCAACUUCUCGCGCGACCCACGAGAAGCAUCACGACCCCCACCAGGCGCAACACCCAGCAACCCAAGGAGCACAAGCCGAAACCUUUCCGCGCCGGCACAAGCUCAGUCCGAGUCACUUUAAAAUCGUGCGCACCCUAGGAACAGGCACAUUUGCACGGGUUUGCCUGGUUCGGCCGGCCAACACUGCGGACACUCCUCUGGAACAAAGCACCGCAGGUGAUGACCAAGUUUACGCGCUCAAGAUUCUGCGGAAAACAGAAGUCAUCAGGUUGAAGCAGGUCGACCACGUCCGCCACGAGAGAGCCGUGCUGGCCAGCGUUGCCGGCCAUCCCUUCAUCACCAACCUGCAAGCCUCCUUUUCCGACCGCGACCGCCUGUACAUGCUUCUCGACUACGUUCCCGGCGGCGAGCUCUUCAGCUACCUCCGCAAACUCCGGCGAUUUGACGAGCCGACCGCUCGCUUCUACGCUGCCGAGAUUGUCCUCGUGCUGGAAUACCUGCACGAACACAAGGGCGGCGUGGCCUACCGCGACCUCAAGCCAGAGAACCUCCUGCUGGACAAGGACGGACACGUCAAGCUAGUCGACUUUGGGUUCGCCAAGCCUCUGGGCUACAAGGACGACCAUCCCGUCGAGACGUACACGCUGUGCGGCACUCCAGAGUACCUCGCCCCCGAGGUGAUUCACAACAAGGGCCACACCACGGCGGUAGACUGGUGGGCCUUGGGCAUCCUCAUCUACGAGUUUUUGACUGGGUAUCCGCCGUUUUGGCAUCAAAAUCCCAUGGAGAUUUACAAGCAGAUAGUCGAGAAGCCCGUCACGUUUCCCCAAGACCCUCCGUUGUCCGACGCAGCCAAGGACAUCAUCCGCUCCUUGUGCACGGCCGACCGCUCCCGGCGACUCGGCAACAUCAGCGGCGGCGCCGGCCGAGUCAAGGCCCACCCGUUCUUCCGCCCCAUCGACUGGGGCGACGUGAUCAACCGCCGGCGGCCGGGCCCCAUCGUGCCUCCUGUGCGGUAUCCCGGCGACACGCAGUGCUUCGACGUGUACCCCGAGGACAGCGGCCGGCGGGACGAGUACACCCACGAGAUGGCGCUCAAGUACGACCGGUACUUCGAGGAGUUUUGA